GUGGGAUGGAUCUAGUUCUUAGUAGUCUCAAGGCUGGAGGCUGGAGGCCGGAGCUGGGGGCGCUCCUGGCGCCAAGCUCCCUCUUACCGGCAGGCGCCAUCCCGUCGAAGUUGGGUUGGGUUCACCAGCGAGCAAAGAUGCCUUACGAGUCACGACAGACGGGAUUUGCAGAAAGAAAAAGCAAUAGACUUAUUCCGGGGAUCAAUGCAGUGGGACAACCGUGUAUGGAGCUGAGUACGGAGACUCAUAGGUAGUUGAGAGACGAUGUCG
Molecule: messenger RNA, 270 nt
Organism: Aspergillus uvarum CBS 121591
Lineage: Eukaryota; Fungi; Ascomycota; Eurotiomycetes; Eurotiales; Aspergillaceae
Exons: 1
Source: RefSeq, a predicted model, not a curated record